This is a messenger RNA of Neltuma alba, 3918 nucleotides long. RefSeq names its product PH, RCC1 and FYVE domains-containing protein 1. The record is from RefSeq and is a predicted model, not a curated record. Gene Ontology annotation, molecular function: metal ion binding. Lineage: Eukaryota; Viridiplantae; Streptophyta; Magnoliopsida; Fabales; Fabaceae. Bases 349 to 3708 code for a protein of 1119 amino acids. The transcript is spliced from 10 exons.
UUUUACAGUCUUCGAUUCUCUCUUUCGGAGUUUUUCUCCCUCCUCUGCCGGAACUCGGUCGGCGACGCCGGAGCCCACAUUUGUUCCGGGCAAUUCUCUACUGCAAUCGCUGUGCGCCGUCUCUACCUCUUGGCGAGCUCACUUUUUCUAGAAGAGCAGAUCUGCUGGGCUUUCUGUGUUCAAGAGCGAGAAGAAGGAAGUUGGUUUGCUUAAGAGAGAGGGAGAGGUUGGGAUUGGGCGUGGAAGUGGAUGGUUGUGUACGGAAGAGGUUGGAGUUGUUUAUGAUGACCGGAGCUCCGGCCAGCGAUCGCAGAGGGUGGUGGCGUUUUCGUCAAUUUCUCACAUGGAAUGGCAGAUCUUGCUAAGCAUGGGAAUGCCGACCGUGAUAUCGAACAGGCAUUGGUGGCUUUGAAAAAGGGUGCUCGGUUGCUUAAAUAUGGUCGCAAGGGAAAGCCCAAGUUUUGUCCAUUUCGGCUCUCUAGUGAUGAAUCAUCUUUAGUUUGGAUAUCAAGUGGCGGAGAAAGACGCCUGAAGCUAUCUUCUGUCUCGAGAAUUAUUCCUGGACAAAGAACUGCUGUUUUCCAACGUUUUCUGCGUCCUGAGAAGGAUUAUCUGUCUUUUUCACUUAUUUACAACAACGGAAAGCGAUCCCUUGACCUGAUUUGCAAGGAUAAGGCUGAGGCAGAAGUUUGGAUUGCUGGCCUCAAAUCAUUGCUCUCUUCAGGUCAAGGCGGCCGGUCGAAAAUUGAUGGAUGGAGUGAUGGAGGCCUCUGCCUUGAUGAUAACAGAGAAUUGACUUCAAAUCGGCCAAGUGGAAGUUCAAUUGGUGCUUCCCAAUGUAUUAGCUCUCCUGAAGUUUCUCUGAGUCUUAAUUCAAAUUCUCCUCCGAAGUCCUUUGGUCCUGAGAAUACUUCUAAGUCUGAAAGGUCACAUGCGCCAUCUGAUCCAACGAAUAUGCAAGUGAAAGGAUCUGGUUCAGAUGCUUUUCGUGUUAGUGUUUCAAGUGCCCCAAGUACAUCUAGUCAUGGGUCAGCACCAGAUGAUUGUGAUGCUCUUGGGGAUGUGUACAUAUGGGGAGAGGUAAUCUGUGAGAACAUUGUGAAAAUUGGUGCUGAUAGAAAUGCCAACUAUUUUAGCUCAAGGGCGGAUGUGUUUCUACCUAGACCAUUGGAGUCCAAUGUAGUUUUAGAUGUACAUCAUAUAGCAUGUGGUGUUAAACAUGCUGCUCUAGUCACAAGGCAAGGUGAAAUUUUUACAUGGGGUGAAGAAUCUGGAGGACGCCUUGGCCAUGGUGUUGAGAAGAAUGUGCUUCAACCCCAUUUAGUUGAAGCAUUGGCUUCUACAACUGUUGAUUUUGUUGCCUGUGGGGAGUUCCAUACUUGUGCUGUUACAAUGGCUGGGGAAUUAUAUACCUGGGGUGAUGGUACUCACAAUGCCGGUCUUCUUGGUCAUGGCACUGAUAUUAGUCAUUGGAUACCAAAGAGAAUUGCGGGUCCACUGGAGGGACUUCAGGUUUCUUUAGUCUCUUGUGGUCCAUGGCACACAGCCUUGGUAACUUCAAGCGGUCAGCUUUUUACAUUUGGUGAUGGAACUUUUGGUGUCUUGGGCCAUGGAGAUAGGGAAAAUUUUUCUUAUCCUAGAGAAGUAGAAUCCUUAUCUGGGCUGAGGACAAUAGCUGUUGCAUGUGGUGUGUGGCAUACUGCAGCUGUGGUAGAAGUUAUAGUCACACAAUCCAGUGCUAGUGUAUCAUCAGGUAAAUUGUUUACUUGGGGUGAUGGAGACAAAAAUCGCCUUGGACAUGGGGACAAGGAAGCCCGGCUGAAGCCAACUUGUGUGCCAUCUCUUAUUGACUACAAUUUUUAUAAAAUUGCUUGUGGACACAGCUUGACUGUUGGCUUGACGACAUCUGGACAUGUUUUUACAAUGGGUAGCACUGUUUAUGGUCAGCUUGGGAAUCCCCAGUCUGAUGGAAAGGUGCCUUGCUUGGUUGAAGACAAGCUUGCUGGAGAAUCUGUUGAAGAAAUUGCAUGUGGUGCAUAUCAUGUUGCAGUUUUAACAUCUAAAAAUGAAGUUUAUACAUGGGGAAAGGGUGCAAACGGGAGGUUGGGUCAUGGAGAUAUUGAAGACAGAAAAUUACCAACUUUGGUUGAAGCUUUGAAGGAUAGGCAUGUGAAAUAUAUUGCAUGUGGUUCAAACUACUCUGCUGCAAUAUGCCUUCAUAAAUGGGUAUCAGGUGCGGAACAGUCUCAGUGCUCUGCUUGUAGACAAGCAUUUGGAUUCACUCGAAAGAGGCACAAUUGUUAUAAUUGUGGACUCGUACACUGCCAUUCAUGUAGUUCAAGGAAAGCACUAAGAGCAGCUUUGGCUCCUAAUCCUGGCAAGCCAUAUCGAGUUUGUGAUUCUUGUUAUGCAAAGCUAAGCAAGGUAGCAGAAGCUGGCAGUAAUAAUAGGAAGAAUGUUAUGCCUCGUUUGUCUGGUGAAAACAAGGACAGGUUAGAUAAAUCUGAGAUAAGAGCCUCCAAGGUGGUUCCUUCUAAUAUGGAUUUGAUAAAGCAGCUAGAUAGUAAAGCAGCCAAACAGGGGAAGAAGGCUGACACAUUUGCCCUAGUUCGUACCUUACAAGCACCUUCAAUGCUGCAACUGAAGGAUGUGGUCUUGUCUACUGCUGCUGAUCUGAGACAAACAGCUCCAAGACCAGUUCUUGCACCAUCUGGAGUAAGUUCCAGAUCUGUGUCCCCUUUCUCUAGACGGCCAAGCCCCCCUCGUUCUGCUACACCGAUUCCAACCACAUCUGGUCUUUCUUUCUCCAAAGGCAUUGCUGACAGUUUAAAGAAGACAAAUGAACUUUUAAAUCAAGAAGUGGUGAAGCUACGUUCUCAGGUUGAGAGCCUGAGGGAAAGAUGUGAACGACAAGAUCUGGAGCUUCAAAGAUCAGCAAGGAAAACUCAGGAAGCUAUGGCACUCGCUGCUGAGGAGUCUGCUAAAUGUAAAGCCGCAAAAGAAGUUAUAAAGUCACUUACAGCACAGCUCAAAGAUCUGGCUGAGAGGCUCCCACCUGGAGCUAAUGAUGCUGAGAGCAUAAGACCAUCUUACCUACCAAAUGGUUUGGAGGUAAAUGGCAUCCUCUAUCCUGACUCAAACGGAGAGCGCCACUGCCGAGCUGAGUCGAUCAGUUCCUCUAGCUUGGCCUCUGUAGGACUUGAAUCAUCUCUGUCAAAUAGUCUUGAGGGAAAUUUAUGUGGAGCGUAUGGAACUAAUCCUUACCAGCAAAAUCGGCAGCUUGUGACCUCCAAUGGGUCCAAUGAACUCUCAGACGGUAAAUUGCCAAAUGGCGGCAUGACUCCCACAAGCAACAAUAUGUCAGAUACCAUUGCUAGUAGGGAUUCAGGACAUUCACAAGAUGGAGAGGGUGGCUUGAGAUCAAAGGAUGGCGUGCCGGCUGUGAACAGUAAUCAAAUUGAGGCAGAAUGGAUUGAACAGUAUGAACCUGGUGUGUAUAUAACACUCAUGGCCCUUAAGGAUGGAACACGAGAUCUGAAACGAGUGCGCUUCAGCCGGAGAAGAUUUGGAGAGCAUCAAGCAGAGACAUGGUGGUCAGAGAAUCGUGAGAAGGUAUAUGAAAGAUACAAUGUUCGCAGCACUGACAAAUCUUCGGGCCAAGCAACUCGGAAAGCAGAAGGCGUUGCUUCACCUGUUGCCCAAUCUUAGGAAAAUACAUGGAUGGUAGUUCUCUAACACAUUUUGUUACAGAGCAUGAUUUUAGCGAGGCGAGGAUCAAUGUGAAGGAAGCAGGCAUCCUUCUUUUUGCCCUUUCUCUUUAAUCCUAAAUUAAUGAUCUUCCAUUUAAUCCGGGCAUAUGCCAUUCGCUUAUCUUUUGUAAUGUAGUGUAUAUAAAAGAUAUCCAAGAUAAUCUUGGCU